UUAAGGGGGUAAUUUCAUGCUUUGAUUAGUGUCCCUGAGUAGAGAUUCAGUAGGGAUGUCACCUGAAUAGCGGUACCCCUAUUCAAGGGGACACGUUUUUGGUCUCCUUGGUGUCUCUUAAUUGGGAUUCUACUGUAUUUAAAAAAUAUGUCUUCAUUUCGGUUAAAUCCAUUUCAGUGUGAUAGCCUGUGAAUCUCAAUUGCUGUGAGAAGAAGAUCACAAAUGAAGAAUGGAGAAAGCAGAGUUGAAUAUUAUGCUCGUGAAUCUUUCUGCGGCAAUCCCCAAGAAAGAUGUGGAAAUGUUGAAGGUUCUGUACACAGACUUUUCAAUUGUGAAAGCAGAAUUUCAGAAAGCUAAAUGUGCAUUUGAUUUAUUUGAAAUACUCAGAAGAGGAAACAUUCUGAAGUCAACAGACAUUUCAGUUUUGUUUGAAACAGUUGAACUAACUGGAUUGAACUUUCUGAAGGUAAUAAUUGAGAAAUAUGAGCCCUUUCCAGAUGAAGUGAAGAUCAACCGGUUUUCAGCAUAUCGUCAACGUGUUCUUUCUCUUGGUAAAGGCUUUUCAAUCGGGGAUCUCCAGAAGCUUAAUCAUCAAUAUAGAGUCGACUUCUCUAAUUCAUGGGAAUUGAUUCAGUAUCUUGAAGGAAAACAAUUUCUGUCCCAACAUAAGAUGCCAUCAUUCCUCCAAUCUUUGACCAAGAUUGGCAUAGAGGAAGGUAUUCAAGAAAAAUUAACAUCAAAAAGACCAGAGUUAGACAAAGUAGGUAGUAGAGAAGCAUUAACAUCAAAAAGACCAGAGCUAGACAAAGGAAUUACGGAGGGCAAUUUCAGGCAGCUGUUACUAGAUUUUUCAAAAUGGUAUGAUGGACUUGGAUUCAUCAAUAGGCUGAAAGUUCUGUACAACAACAGAGAUCUUGUACCAAGUUAUAAUGAUUUAAUAAUGGCUACUAAAGUAAUGGCCUUGAUGCAACAGUUAAUUGCUUCAGGGAAUUUGAGUUCAACAAAUCUCACUAUCCUGUAUGACACAUUAAUAGUGACUGGACAAUUUGGCUUCAACUCCAAAAUUGUACUUCCAUCUUUACAAAGAAUCAGGGAACAUGAAGUGAUUAAAUUCUCAUGGUACAGACAGUUCCUGUUAAAGCUGGGAAUGGAACUGACUGAAGAUGAUAUAGAGGAGCUCGAUACACGGCAUAAUAAGUCACCGCUCUUAAAGCAUUAUAAAGAUAGCUGGCAUUUGAUUCUGGAUCUAGAGCAAAGAAAAGAGCUUUGUGAAGAAAAGAUUGAUGAUUUUAUUGAAGGAUUACCAAGUUACCCAGCUGUCGCAGCUUUACUGAAAGAAAAAAGAGAAGCAUCAACAUCAAAACGACGAAUGUUAAAUGUGGGUAUUGGAGAAGCAUCUACAUCAAAACGACCAAAGUUAGACAAAGAACCAGGCGAAAUGCAACGAUAUAGCAUGACCAAUAUGCCACGUGGGAUAUGCCUGAUCAUCAACAAUAUGAAGUUCGAAGAGAAAUGCGGAUUGAGCGAACGUUUUGGUUCUAAGAUUGAUGAAGAAAAUCUGAACAAUCUUUUUACAAAUUUGGGAUUUGUUGUCAUUGUUGAACGCAACAAAACUGCUCCGGAUAUGAAGCGUUUGUUAGAGGAUGUAAGUCAAUGGGAUCAUAAAAACUAUGAUUGUUUUGUUUGUUGUAUCCUGUCUCAUGGAGGCUUGGGAACCAUUUGUGGUACUGAUGGAGUACGCUGCAAGAUAUUAGACAUCACCAGUCAAUUCAAGCCUCUGCAUUGCUGCAGCCUUUCUGGCAAACCAAAGUUAUUCUUUAUGCAAGCAUGCCAAAGAAGUCCAAAAACUAAAAAUGUACUCGUACAGACGGAUGACAAUGAGCCUAGUGAAAAUAGCAUACCGGAGGAUGCUGAUUUCUUGUUUGGCUAUGCCACAGCUCCCGAUAAUGCGGCAAUCCGCACUUCUCGAGGCUCUUGGUACAUAACAGAGCUGACAAAAGCUUUAAAAGAGUAUCACAACACUCAUCAUAUUCUUGAUAUUCUAACAUGUGUGAAUAAUGAGGUAAGCAAAGCUGUUGCAGGUACUUUUAAGCAGGUGCCAGCUCCUCAAUAUACCUUAAGAAAGCAGUUAUUCCUCACUAAAUCGUGAGUGAAUUUUUAAUAUUUGUAUGAUAGUAGUACUAUUGGUUAACACUUUAUGUUAAAUUGGACCUUUCGUUGAAUCAAACUUAAUAACUGAAUAGUGGUUGGAAUAAGCGCUUGUUUCACAAACACAUGUGGUGUCCCAGAAAGGCAUGUUUACGCUGUUGUUUCAUAAGAAUGUGGAACUUAGCAAAAGUAAUUAAGGUUACGUAGCUUUGCGGAUAGUCCAUUACACAGAGCCAGAAAAACUACCAAUAUAGUGGUAGAGGUUGCAACUUGUGCAUGGUUCAUGCUGUAUCCACUAGCCAGAGAAAAAUUUUCUUUUAGGAACUUACCUCGAAAAAAAAAAGAUAGUCCAACCUAGGCUUAUAUAAUGCAACACUUAACGUAAUAUGUCUUGAAAUCACGUAUUUCACUUACACUAAAGACCAACAACGUCACUUCUGAUUUGUGUGGUCGAUUUCGUGAAUGAUGAGAGACGGAAAAGAUUGUUAACAAAUAGCACUUACCUGAAGAUCCUGUUGUGUGAUAGCACUGCCCAAGCCACAGGCACCUGGGUAGAGAAGACACUGUGGUGCUUAUUCAAAAUAGAAUAAUUUUGAAUAAACAUUGAGAGUGGCGCUUAGCGACAAUAUUCAUAUUUGUUGCAGUGCUUAUUCUAGAAUUAAUGGUGCAAGGCUCAGAACAUAAAGAGAAGAUAAUAUACCGGUAAUGAAAAUAAAUGAUGUACACAAAUUUUGUUUUAACUUUUUAAAUUUUUUAGUUGGUGUGUUAAAUAUUUUGUAUAUAAUGUGUAGGUUAAUAUGAAAAGAGUGAAUGUAAUAGUAAGUAGUUCUUCAGUAUUGGUGAGCCUUCUAUAAUGAAAUAUUACAGUUCUGGGGCGGAUGCAGGAAUUGGUGGUAGGGGGUGCAUGCAUGAAUAAAUAGUACCUGUAGAUGGCCAGAAAUGAUAUUUUUAUAAUAGUAAAAUUCAUCAUCAUCACAUCACUAUAUCAUAUAGUCAAAAAUGAAGCGCAAAAAUUUUUUCAAGAUUUUGUUUUUUAUCGACGAUUUUCGGCAACCAUAGAGAUCUAAGUAGUAUGUGUGAUAACCAUAGAAAAUAUAACUUAAACAAUUUUCUUUGAUGUAUUUACUUUACCUAAUUCAAAGCAGUAAGUCCACAACCAUCUCUGCCACACUAUGGUGGGGGCUGAGGUGGGUGAGAAAAUUUGAGGAAAUAGUACCUUUAGAUGGCCGGAAAUGACACUUAUAUAGUAAAAUUCACCAUUAUCACACCAUCAUGUCUAGAUGAAACGCCAGCAAAUUUCUCACGAUUUUUAGUCAGGGAUUUUCGGAAAACACAGCAAUCUAAUUAUUAUGAGUGAUGUACCAUAGAAAAAAAAAAUCUUACCAAUAAUUCAUAUCAACAAUAUAAUAUUUUUCUUUCUUCUUGAUAGAAUUUAGGGGGUUCGACCGCACUCUCUGCAUCCGCCCCAGCAGUUUACUAAGAGGUGCAAGGUGAAGAACAUUCUUCACAAUAUGAUAGUGUUAUAUUGAUCAUGUACAAAAAAACUGUGAGGCAUUCCUAUAUGUUUUAGGCUUACAAUUUAUACUUAAAAAUGAUGAUGUGGUUUGUAAUAUAAGUAAUAAAUUACGUUUAAUAUUUUGUAGUACUAAUAUUAUUGACAUUUCCCAAAAAUGGUCGUUUUCUCUACGUAGACUAUAUACACCCAUUGCUUAACAAUGGGCUAAUAGCUUCACAUGAGCUUUCUCUUUUGUUUUUGUUUUUUUAGGUAGCUUUGAUCAGUAGAGUAAGAAUGCUUUGAUCUUUAAUUUAAAUCACUGUUAUGUCACCUGCUAGAGGUAAUAUUUUGAUUGGUUUACACUUUUGGUACUUAUACGCUUGUUAAUAUGAAUUAUUUUUUCAUUCCUGAUGAUGACAAAAAGUUGAAAUAUUGAAUCUCAACAUGAUGGCAUGCAUUCAA
Messenger RNA from Anneissia japonica, 4105 nucleotides. RefSeq names its product caspase-8-like. The transcript is spliced from 9 exons. NCBI's taxonomy places the organism in Eukaryota, Metazoa, Echinodermata, Crinoidea, Comatulida, Comatulidae. The record is from RefSeq and is a predicted model, not a curated record. Gene Ontology annotation, molecular function: protein binding; cysteine-type endopeptidase activity. Bases 230 to 2149 code for a protein of 639 amino acids. Gene Ontology annotation, biological process: proteolysis; negative regulation of extrinsic apoptotic signaling pathway via death domain receptors.